AUGUCCUUCAGGAUAUCCCAACACAAGUUCUGUCCCAUAGAAGGUGAGGAUUCUGAAGAUGCUUUACCAGAUGUUCCCGAAGAUGACGAAAAUCUGAAGGAAGGAGACAGUGAUGGUAAAGAAGGAUGGUUGAGGAGUAUCUUCUCACUUUUGACCACAUCACCUUAUGACUUGCAUUUGAUUCUCAACGAGUAUUUUGAGAUAAUAGAUUGGGAUUUAAAGGCUAUAUCCGUUGCGAGACCUCUUGGAAACAUUCUGACGUUCGUGUUUUACGUUCUAAGAUUACUGCAGGACAAUUUGAUAAAGCCGAAUUACCACAAAAUAAGCAAAUCGACAGAUGCUUUCGAUAUUACGAAAUCAAGUACGCUGCGUGCACAUCAUGAACUUCUUCAGUAUCAAAGAUCAACCGCUGCAAAGUCAGCAUACCCCUCCGAUUGGUACUUUAAGAUGCUUGGCCGUUUGGACAAAAUUUUCAAAGUCUCAAUCCUCACACUAUUUUGCUUAAGCAUCUUCAUCAUGUACAGAUUUCUUUUUUCCAGAUAUAAGGUUUAUUCCAUGUUCUAUCUAAGAGCUAGACCCAAAUCAAAAAAUGUCACCAAGCGCUCAUUGGAGGAUUUGGGUUAUAAAUAUAUGGAGGAUCUUUCAAAAAGCUCGAUUUGGGGUAUGAUGAAAUUUACUCUAUUUGGUCGUAAGAAAAAUGCGAGUCAGCAGCCACACGGAGAGUAUUAUUAUCAGUUGAAAAAGUGGAACCCAAGUAAGUUCGUUACUGUUCUCUGCUGUUCAUUCUCGCCGACAUGCUUGACGUUUCUGCUGGUUACGGAAACCUCAUUCACGACUAUUUUGGGCAUUAUAGUUCACCAAUUCUUAUUUUACUUCAUUUUAUGUGAUCGUUGCAUUAAUAGAAUAGAAGAUGAACAAUGCCUCGCAAGUGCUAAUAUUGCAGAAAUAAAUGCGAAAAUUAUAAAACCCAGGGCAUCGGCUCUAACGCAAGACGCAAUGGUAGAUGCAACUCCAUUUGGUAAUGAGUACGUUCAAUUCUUUCCAUCUUACACGACAACCCGCUCGCAUAUUUUUCAAACACAUACUCUUACGGGUGAUGUAGUCACUGAACAAUACAACUCCACAAGGAACGCAUUUGAGGACGUCUCGUCGUCAUCAAAGGCAGAAAAUUACAUAAGACCGUCGAGAGAAAAUCAUUAUGGCUAUACGAAUACUCCUAGAAGUAAAUUCAUGAAUGGUGCAUCCGUUCGUCCAAUAUUUUUGAGCCGCCAGGUCAGUCCCAAUAGAGUCUCUACUCCUACCAAGGCUCUUUCUUAUGUUGCAUCUUCUUCAUCAGCCCCUUCUACUCCCGUCCUUCGGCCUACACAGGCUGCAUAUGCUGAUCACUCUUUGGUAGGGAAUACCUCGGGUAUUCGUGCCAAUUCAUCCUUCAGAGACAAUACAAGAACACAAAGAGCAAAUACGUACUCAAGACUGAGAAGAAAUUCGGUGAGCCCUUUAAAAACAAAUAACGUUCUAGCGCCAAUAUCUUCAAUCAGAUCCUCUCAGAGACAACCGUUGGGUGGUGAUAGCACAAUGUCCUUCAGCAUGGAACUGCCAGAUGAAGAAAUUCCGUUCGAAGAAGUUGCAAGGCGCGGGCGCAGAGUAAAUGGAAAUUUGUGCGUUCAAAAUAAUGGCACGCCGGUAGCUCGAGGCUCUGUAGUUUCCUCACGCAAUAGCAGUUUAAGUCCUUCCAAAAAUCAUCUAUCUUAUAGGCGCGACUCUACAGAUUCUAGGCCACCAUUUAGGUAG
Molecule: messenger RNA, 1791 nt
Organism: Lachancea fermentati
Lineage: Eukaryota; Fungi; Ascomycota; Saccharomycetes; Saccharomycetales; Saccharomycetaceae
Source: the annotation of a GenBank genome assembly